This is a messenger RNA of Cylicocyclus nassatus, 3125 nucleotides long. The record is from the annotation of a GenBank genome assembly. Lineage: Eukaryota; Metazoa; Nematoda; Chromadorea; Rhabditida; Strongylidae.
CACUAAUUACUUUAAUUCUACUUUUUUAAUGUUUUUUUUAACUUCAUCUGUUUGUUCGUUGUUUUGAGUUUCUAUGUCGUUGAGAAUGAUUUCUAAGCUAUUCCGCUGAUUGAAGGGGCCGGUUAUCGGUUUGGCGUUGAAUGGCGGAAGAGGUGCAAGCGGAUGUGAGAAUUUUACUAGUCGGAGAGCAAGGCGUCGGAAAGACGUCGUUGGUGAUGAGCUUGCUUGAAGAUGAAUGGGUUGAACAUGUACCUCCGAAGCUGGAAAGGGUACUAAUUCCUGCAGACGUUACACCUGAAAAUGUUACAACAUCCAUUGUCGAUUGUUCAGUGGGCGGCGAAGGAGACGCCUACAUAGUUUCCGAAUUGAAACAUGCAAAUGUUGUGUGUAUUGUUUACACAGUGUCCGAUGACAGCACCAUCAAGAAAGUUACGGAUAGAUGGUUACCUUUACUACGUGACGUUUAUGGAACAGACCACGAAAUUCCGGUGAUUCUAGUAGGAAACAAGUCUGAUGGACCGACGAAUCACACUGAUAAGGUGCUUCCUAUAAUGGAAAAGUGGCCUGAGGUUGAGACGUGCGUGGAAUGCUCGGCUAAGACUAUGAAGAAUGUGAGCGAGAUAUUCUUCUAUGCUCAGAAAGCUGUGGUCCAUCCCACAAGACCAUUAUACGAUGCGGAUGAGAAGAGACUUACAGACAAAACGAGAAAAGCUCUGAUACGAGUGUUCAAGAUCUGCGACAGAGACAAUGACGGUUACCUGAACGAUUCGGAACUUAAUGAGUUUCAAAAGUUGUGUUUUGGUAUACCAUUGACCUCAGCGGCUAUUGAGGAUGUGAAAAGAGCAGUUGCGGAUGGUUGUUCAGAUGGAAUAGUCGAUGGAGCGUUGUCACUGCCGGGUUUUCUCUAUCUCAAUCUUCUGUUUAUCGAACGGGGCCGCCAUGAAACAACCUGGACGGUCUUGCGAAAAUUUGGUUACGAGUCAAACUUAAAGCUUGGAGAGGACUAUCUCUACCCUAGGGUCCAUGUACCAGUAGGUUGUUCAACUGAGCUUUCUCCUGAAGGCAUCCAGUUUUUGUCGGCAUUGUUCGAGAAACAUGACGAAGACAAAGACCAGUGUCUCUCGCCAUGUGAGCUCGCUAAUCUUUUCAGCGUUUGUCCUACAGCUGCACUUAGUAGAGAGAUUCUUUCUGCUGUUGAAACAAAUCAGCGAGGAUGGAUUACAUAUGCUGGUUACAUGGCUUACUGGAACAUGACAACUUUGAUCAAUGUAUCGCAGACUAUGGAACAAUUAGCGUAUCUUGGAUUUGCUGUAGGACGCAGUACUCAAACUCGUGCCGGUUCUGUAGCUGACGCGAUAAAGAUCACCAGAGAGCGAAAAGUUGACCUUACUGAACGAGGAACUAAUCGAAGAGUGUUUCAGUGCCUUGUAGUUGGUGCUAAGGAUACAGGAAAGAGUGUAUUUAUGCAAUCUCUGGUGGGUCGCGGCUUAUUGGAUGCGAUGCAUACAGGCAGGAGACAUUACCCAUAUGUCAUAAACCGAGUGAAAGUCAAAGAAGAAUACAAGUACCUGUUGCUCAGAGAGGUCGAUGUGCUGCAACCGCAGGAUGUACUGAGCAGCGCCGAAACAACCGCUGACGUUGUCGCUUUUCUUUAUGAUAUUAGUAAUCCAGAUUCAUUUGCUUUUUGUGCAACCAUCUACCAAAAGUACUUUUAUAGGACAAGAACUCCAUGUGUGAUCAUAGCGACAAAGAUUGAACGAGAAGAAGUGGAGCAACGAUGGGAGGUUACACCAGAAGAGUUCUGUCGGCAACAUGAGCUACCCCGUCCGAUAAAGUUUACAGAAGCUCAGAUUGGUCUUGCAAGUGGUCCAAUAUUUGAGCAGCUUGCCACUAUGGCCGUUUAUCCGCAUCUUCGACGAGUGUAUUAUCUUCACGAUUCUAACCUACUUUCCAAGAUCACGUUCGGAGCAGCUUUGGCAGCUUUAGCAGGAUUCUUAGAAACCUCAUGUUCGCUUAUCUUUGCGAACUAUCACUUCGUUCCUGAAUUAAAUUGCCGCACUUCUUCGGUUCAAGACCUCGUAUGUAUAUAUUGCGGAAUGUCAGAAUGUGAAAAAGAUGAACCCCAGCAAGCUGUGGAUGGAGUCAUGCCAAAGGAAGAUGGUGGUACCGAUGAGAAAGAAGAUGAUGGAGGAAAUUGCGAUAAUACAUCAGAGAUUACAGGACUUUCCAAGCACGCGUUGAAAAAGUUAAAAAAUCGAGAAAGAUGGCUGGAACAUCGCAAACGCAAACGAGUCGAAGAAAAGCAAAGAAAGAAAGAGAAACGUUUAGCCUUGAAAGAAGCUGGCCUAGGACAGCAACUACGACGAUUUCGUGGCAAAACAAUGGAACAAUCCGCAUGCAAGGUUCGCAUUGCAAUCGACAUGUCGUUCGAUGAUUUGAUGUCGGAGAAAGAUUGUCGACGUACUGUACAACAAUUGAACUGGUGCUACUCUGCGAAUAGACGAUGUCCGGAGCCAAUGCAAUUUUAUAUAAGUUCUUUCAAAGGACAAUGUAGGAAAAUUUACGAUAGCAUUGAAUCAAACAAGAAUCAAGAUAUUUAUUUGAAAGAUGAGCCUCUGGAUGAGUUGUUUAGGCCGGAAGAGAUUAUCUACCUCACUGCUGAAUCGGACAAUGUUUUAUCUGACUUGGAUGAUUCAAAAGUCUAUGUAGUAGGUGGUCUCGUCGACCACAACAGCCAGAAAGGCUUGUGCUUAGAACUGGCAGUUCGCCAAGGCUAUGGACAUGCUCGAUUACCGAUUGAUGAGUUUGUGGAGAUGAAAACGCGAAAGGUCCUGACCAUCAAUCAUGUAUUUGAAAUCCUGGUGCAUUAUUCCGUAAAUCAUGACUGGGAAAAGUCGUUUUUCAUGGUGAUUCCACCACGAAAAGGAGCGACAAAGAAGGAGAUUCGCACAGGUGAUGAAAGCGAAGAAGUCGACAAGCAAGAUUUGUUAGAGUCGACUGAAGAAACCGAAGAACUGGAUUCUCCGGAUGUGAAACGUCUGGAGCUUGAGGGCAGCCAACAAUAGCGUUAUUAUAGCCUGUUAUUGUUGAUUUGUUUGUUGAGUGUGCAUAAAAUGACCCAAACA